AGAUAUACUUUGGUUGGAUACAUAAAGAAAAUUCAACAUCCAAACAGGUUCGAUUGAAACUGGGUGGCGGUGUGAGAGAAAAGAAUCUACGUUCGGAUACUCCUAAACAUGAUCUAAUAGAGACUGGAAAAUCUUUGUUUUUUCCUAAUGGCCAAUCACACUUUGGUGAUGCACAAGAUAUGGAAUUUUCACUGUCAUCUUUUAACUGUCAAGAUAUUGGGGAUACAGUAAAACUACCAUCUGGAGUGGAAGUUCCAUUUACUGUGCAGAACUAUGCAGUCAGUGGUGGGUUCUCAAGAGUCAAAGUAUAUCUAAAAUCUGUGAAAAAAAAGAACAGUGCUACUUCUACUGUAAUUGAGCAAAGUUGUUCAUCCAUAGUGGGUUCUAGCCAAGAUGAUUCCAUCCCAUUGGGAUCUAGCGAUGAUGUUAUCAGCCUAUUGAGCCAAGAUGGUUCCAGCCCAUUGGGAUCUAGCGAUGAUGUUAUCAGCCUAUUGGAUUCUAGCCAAAAUGGUUCCAGCCUAUUGGGAUAUAGCCAAGAUGUUAUCAGCCUAUUGGGACAUAUCCAAGAUGGUUCCAGCCUAUUGGAUUCUAGCCAAGAUGUUAUCAGCCUAAUGGGUUCUAGCGAAGGUGAUUCUAGCCUAGUGGGCUCUAGUCAAGAARGCAAAGUGCUAAAACAYCAGCAAGAUSAACAGUUUGAAGAUGGAUUGAAAGCAGACCGCCAAAAAGAAGAAKAAAAAAAACAAGAGGCAAUAGAAGUGGCACGAGUAAAGACUGUCAAGGAGAAGUGUGCUCUCAGAACACCACCCGAGCCAAGUGAUGCACAUUCUGGGAUCAUUGUAAAAGUUCAGCAUUUAAGUGAGGGGUUAGUGGAGCGCAAAUUUCCUGAAGAUCUUCAAAUGUCUGCUGUGUAUGACUGGAUAAGGGCAAUGGAUAGCUCUCCUCUGUAUUUUASUUUGAGGAAUUUCKAAAACAAAGUAAUUSCACAGAAGGRGUCCAUUACAUGUUUUAAACAAGAAACAGUUUAUAUGACAGAAAAAGAUCCUCUCGUAGUAUUGGAUGAGUCCGAUAAGGAUAUCACAAUACACGAUUAUAGCUUGCUUGUGGACAAUGAUUCAAGCUCUGAUUCCUCAAGUGAUAAUGAGUCAGAUUCUGCUUUCGAUAGAUUAUGGAAAUCAACUAAAGACAGUUCUUCACAGCCAGGGAAACGUUUUAGAAUGAUGGCGAAUGCAUAUGAACUAGAAAGGACAAGCAAUACAUCAAGCAGUACAUCAACAGCUACUUGUACACUGAGUCAAUCAGAUACUGAAACACUCCUUGAACAGGUGAAAGUCAUUGAAGUUCAUAGAAAUAACAUCCUUGAUGAUGUGCUGAAAUGUUAUGAAGAUGAAGAUGUUAUCAACUGUAAGCUUAAUGUUAAAUUUGCUGGAGAAUCUGGUCUUGAUUUUGGAGGCCUUACAACUGAUCUCUUCACUACAUUCUGGGAUAUCGCUUUCCAGAAUUACUUUGAAGGAGACACUGUUAAAGUCCCAUUUGUAACUCCUAUCCAACAAUAUCAAAACAAGUCAGUAUUUCAAAGAUUGGGAAGAAUCCUUUACCACGGUUGGCUCCUCACCAAUGAGAUUCCAGUUCGCUUCAAUGAGGCAUCCUUUGUCAGCUUAGUCCAUGGAGAAGAAGCAGUAGAUGACUAUGUACUAGAAAGAUCAUUCCUACUAUACCUGAGCCAAUUUGAACGAYAUGUUUUGAUUCAAGGGUUGUCAACAAGUAAUCUUGCUCGUUUCCAAGAAGAUGCCAUUUAUGGGAUAUAUCAACAAUACAGCAUGAAUUGUCUGCCAGCGACAACCCCUGAAGAGUUGAAGAAGCACAUAAUUGUGAUGGCCAGAAAUCACUUUGUCUACAAACCCAUGAGUAUUAUUCAUUGGAUGAGGAGUGGCAUUGGUGAUAAAAUCACAUUAAUGCAAAGCAGGUUGAGCAAAGAGGGAAUACAAACACUGUACAAUGUAUUGCUUCCAUCCAAAGAGAAAGUCUUAGCAAAGAUUACAUACUAUGAAGACCUAAGACCUGAGGAAAGCUGUGUCUUGCAAUYUCUCCGAAAUUUCAUAGGAAGUAUGGAUGAUAAUUUACUUGAUCGAUUCCUAAGAUUUGUAACAGGCUCCCCAGCAGCUCCACAAAAGCCAAUCCAGAUCGAUUUUAAUGCAGCCAUUGGAGAACAGAGGUUACCAUCAUCAUCCACAUGUUCAAGCACACUUCACAUCUCAACAGCAUACCUGACCUUUGCUGAGUUCAAAAGAGAGUUCACCUUGGUGCUCUCAGAAGACAUCUCAUUUGAGAUGGGUGUUCUUUAAGCUGUUUAAUCAUAAUUAUGAUUGUGGUCAGGCAGUUGCCACAUGUACACAAAAGUGUAUAUUAUAAGAACAAUGAACUGCAACUUUUAUGGUAGUUAGAUGAUGAUGCUGGAGCAAAAAUAUUAAGUAAAGGGAUAUAGACCAAUGAAUGUAACUCCUACUUAAAAUUUUAUAAUACUUUACACAUGCUUUUUCUCUGAUUGUUAUAGCCUUGCUAUGCAUAGAGACAUUCUAGAAGUUUAGAUUAUGUGUUGAACUAAAAAAAUAUAUUUAGUUAGGUUGGAGUCAUGUUAAAACAGUUGCCGUCUAAAAGGCAGCAAUAUCUACACAUGCUAUUGUCCGAUGAUUCCUAUAUCAUAACUGCAUGUGCAAACUCACAUGAAAGUUAAGAAUAACAACAAAGCAACAGGAUGAGCAUUCACAAUUGAGUGCAUAUACCGUAUGUGUUAAUUUUAAAGAAAAGUUCUGAUGAAAAACAAGUUUAAAGUUCAGAUUUCAAUGUCUAAGGAGAUUCCUAUGGUAAAUGUGCUGACAUCAUGAUAAUAUGAAGAGCAAACAGCAAAGUGUAAUAUAAGAUACA
Exaiptasia diaphana is the source of this 2922-nucleotide messenger RNA. RefSeq lists its product as uncharacterized. Bases 180 to 2342 code for a protein of 720 amino acids. The record is from RefSeq and is a predicted model, not a curated record. Lineage: Eukaryota; Metazoa; Cnidaria; Anthozoa; Actiniaria; Aiptasiidae. The transcript has 4 exons. Gene Ontology annotation, molecular function: ubiquitin-protein transferase activity.